Messenger RNA from Chironomus riparius, 1623 nucleotides. Lineage: Eukaryota; Metazoa; Arthropoda; Insecta; Diptera; Chironomidae. The record is from the annotation of a GenBank genome assembly.
AUGCACGUAGUUAUAGGCAGUAAAUCCAUCAAGUUCUUCAUUAAAAUCUUGAAAUAUCUUGCCAAGUAUUCAUCGGAAUAUUGUUUUGAAGCCAAAGAUAAUCAAUUUCUCAUAAAAACUUGUAGUUCAAGUCAGAUUGCUCUGGCACUAGUGACAUUUGAUGAGUUAUUUUUCGUGAAGUAUGAGGCAUCAGCAAAUCCUGACGAGAAUGUGUGUAGAGUAUCAGCAAAAGUGUUAUUAAAUGUUUUACGGACACCAAAGUCUAUAGCUAGCUGUACGAUGCGAUUUGACAUCCCUAAUGAUUGUAUUUAUGUUAAUAUCGUCAAAAAUAAUGAUGUCGUUGUUAAGAACAAGGUGUCAUUGCUAGAAUUCGAUGAACUGGAUGAUUUUACUAUUCCGAAUGAGUUAAGCGAGGUAGUUUGCCAGCCAUCAGUCUUCCGCAAGAUCUUAUUAUCAUCACGAGGAAUUGAUGAAUUGGAAUUUUACUAUAAAAAUGAUGAUGUGACUAUCCAAAGCUACAUAGAUUUUCCCGAUGAAGAUUGUGAAGCCAUUAGACUAAGUUAUACGAUUGGCACUUCCUCAUUUACAUCAUACAAUAUUAGAGCUGAACAAACACUCAUUGUAUCAUGUAGUGAUUUUAUCUUGUUCCUUAAUUUAGCUCAGUCAUUAAAUACCGAAGUUCAAAUACAGUUUUCAAAUCCUGGGAGACCAAUGAUAUCGAGAAUAAGUAGCGAUGGAACUUUUUCAGUGUCAUUAAUUCAAGCUACACUUCCACCAAAAUCAUUUGCUAAGAGAAAUAUUAGAAAUCAGUCAUACAAUAAAGUUGUCAUGAAUUACAUUGGGAGACGCAAAACUAAUGAAUUUGAGGAAUCAAAUGACGAUGCAUCGAUUACUGACAGUGAAGCUGCUCAUGCUGGAAAUCCACAAAUCGUAUUCACAACAUCAAAUCAAGAAAACAACUCAAAAAUCAUAAAUGAAACAUCCAAAAAUAAAUCAAAGUCUACAAAUCGAUCAGAUCAAACUUACAUGUCGACUCCAUCAAUUACAGCUAGGGGAACUCAAAAACGAAAGAGUGCCGACCAGAACAUGAUUGAAGAUGAUGAAAUGGACACAACAGUGGACAAUCUACAAGAAAAACGGCAAAAAUUAUCAGCAGGAAGCACAAUUAUUGGCACAAAUACAUCAAUAGUCUUAUCACAGAUAGAAAUUAAUGAAGUUAAUGACAUUAUGUCUAAUAUUGCAAGCAUAUGUGAAAUGCCUAAUGAUGAUGAUGUUGAUAUGGAAUAUCUAGUAAAUCCACCGGCAAUAGAACUGCCAAAUAUUUCCCCAACUGUCAGUUCCGAAGAACAAGCAAUAAAUGAAGUAGAAAUGAUUGAAGCUAUUGAAUCCGAAAAAACUAACACAGAAAAUCUAUUUUCCCAUAAUCGAUGGUCAAUGCACAAUAGCUACUUUAAAGAAACUGAUAAGCAAAGCAAUUCUGAAGAUCCAGCAGCAAAUGUAAGUGAUCCAAAAUCGGAAUGUGUUUUAGAGAAACUUUUUGGACAUAUCUUUAAACCGCGAACUAAGGUUCAGUUUGGAAGAGUUAUUGUACCAGGAAGUGAUACAGAGCCAGAGGAUGAUUAG